Molecule: messenger RNA, 5229 nt
Organism: Penicillium cosmopolitanum
Lineage: Eukaryota; Fungi; Ascomycota; Eurotiomycetes; Eurotiales; Aspergillaceae
Product: histidine kinase-like ATPase domain-containing protein
Exons: 3
Coding region: 1-5229 (1742 amino acids)
Source: RefSeq, a predicted model, not a curated record
AUGGCUCUGAACGUGGACUUUAACGCGCUGAAGGCCCGGACUAUGGGGUCCGGUGCCGAUGAAGAAGCAGUGACGGUCGAUACCAGGGGAUUGAUUUCGAAAGUUCUUGCCCGGUAUUCGGGGAAAUGGACUGUUCUACGAGAAAUGAUUCAAAACGCGGCCGAUGCCUCCGCAUCUAAAGUGACUAUCAAAUUCGAGACUCUACCUUCGACAACGGUACCCUCUCCCAGUGUCGACCGACCCAACAACCCAACUGAAACAUACCAUCUCAAACCACACCCUUCGUCGUCUCCUCAUAUCGAACAACGCGAGAAGGACUGGGCACGAUUAAAACGCAUUGCGGAUGGCAACCCAGACGAGACCAAGAUCGGUGCGUUUGGUGUUGGAUUCUACAGUGUUUUUGAUGACUGUGAGGAACCAUUUGUCUCCUCGGGUAACCAAGCCAUGGCCUUUUACUGGAAAGGCAAUGGGCUUUAUACUCGCCGAUUGGAUCUGGGCGAUACCCCAAACAAAGACACCACGUUUGUGCUGGAUUACCGAAACGACUCUUCUCCUAUACCGUCAUUGAUGUCGCUUUGUCAGUUCCUGUCGAGCAGUCUGACAUUUGUUGCCUUAGAAGAGAUCGAGCUCAUAUUGGAUGAUUGGAGUCUGUUGAGGCUAUCCAAAAAGACAGCACCAGGCGUCAAUGUACCUAUCCCCAGAGAUAUUGAGACGAAGACUGCAGAAGGGUUGAUGAAAGUCGCCGGUAUCACCCAAGAAAUUGCGCAAGUGGAUGCAGCCUGGAUGCGGAUUGUCGAGUGGAAUCCGAACGCAAGCAUAUUCCGUCUUGAUAACCUUCGGGACACGACUAGCUCUCUUCGCAGCUUUUUCUCGAAAUUCACCGGCCAACCAGAAAAGUCAACAACUGUUCAGCAAGCAGAGCGUCCCGAAGAGCCAAGUAACAUGGCCACCAUGGUGACCGCAACCGUGUUCUUGCACAUCAAUACAGCCUCGAUCCUACCUUCGGUUAGCCAUUCUCUGAGCAAAGAACUUGAAAGAGCCACCCGCAAACCACCGCCCAAGAAAGCGACCAUCGCCAUUUUAACACCGUCUUAUGAUGCCAAUAUCGCAUCAGGAGCAUCUGCUUCAGAAUCCGAAAUUCUUGCGUCCAUAUUGCCCUCGAAGUCAGGGAGGGUUUUCAUUGGCUUUCCUACUCAGCAGACUACUGGUCUUAACGCUCACGUAUCUGCACCAUCUGUCAUCCCAACGGUUGAGCGAGAAAGUAUCGAUCUAAACACUCGUUAUAUCAGUAAAUGGAAUCUCGAGAUGUUACGAGCGGUUGGUGUUGUCUGCCGCAUUGCCUGGUCGGCCGAGAUGUCCACCAUCAAGAGUAAAAUCGCAUCUAAACUCCCACCAUCCCGCUCAAAAAUCCGAAAAGAAGACAUUGUCGAUGUACUCCCCGAGGCCAUACACACUGCGAACCAGUUCGUGUUUCGCGAAUCGACGCCCUCUUCCGUCUUGGGUCAGACCAUUGAGGAUGCUUUCUGGAUGUGCAACAAGAACGCUUCCAUCGAGAUUCUUUCUACUUGCGGUGUCAUCCCAAGUCACCAGACACGAAUCGCUCCCAAAGACCUCAGCUUCAUGGAUUCAAUUCCUGCUCUGCCGGAUGACUUUGUGAACGGUGCCAAGGAAUUUGUCGAAAGAUUAACAUCAUUUGGGUUGGUAACAGAUAUCACAGUGUGGGACAUCAAACGUGAAUUGGAGUCCAGCACCCUGCGAUCAAGCCAAGUGGUCGAGUUUCUGACCUGGCUCGGCCGCAAAACUGUGUCUGGACAACUUGAUAGGCUUUCCGUUCAAAGUCUUCUCCGGGUUGCGGUUGCCAAUGAUGAGGACAAGGAAGGACAAGCGACACGCUUGAUCAUAUUUGCCGAUAUCACUAGCUUUUUAAACCCUCAACGGAUCCCAUCUGAACUUCCAGUUCCAUCCUCCGUGGUACCUUUCCGAUUUACGAAGUCAUUGAGCAAACAAGAACUCGAGAGUUUGGGAUGGGUUGAGCUGCACAUAGUGCCUUGGCUGAGCUACCUUGUCAACAAGGCCGGGGAUCGUAACCUUCUCAGCGCAGAUCAAGAUCUCACGCAAAGUUCCACUUUUGCUGGCCAGGUUCUGCCAGUUCUGUCGAAGUCAUGGGAUGUCCUCAGCCCUUCUGGCAAACAGUCUGUUGUCAAUACCCUUCAGACUCAGACUAUUAUUCCAACCAAACUUGGAAUGAAGCAGCCUGGGCAGACAUAUUUUGCCUCUGUGCGCCUAUUUGACGACCUUCCGAUUGUGCAUGGUCUAAAUGGCGUCAAAGAGAAAUUUUUGGUAGCGCUCGGUGUCCGCAAAACGGUUGAGCUUGGUGUUAUAUUUGACCGUCUCAUCAAUGCUGAGCCUGUCGAUGCUAAAAGCGCCCCGGCACGCAAGUGGAACCACGUGGAUCUGAUCCGCUAUCUUACAUCUGUUCGUGAGGAUAUCCCUGCGAACGAUAUCCAAAGGCUCAAAAACACCAGCAUCUGCACUGCGGAGAGCACGAAAGAUAACCAGGUUGCGUCUGGGUCUCGCUACAAAAUAUCUGAACUCUACGAGCCCAAGGAUUCGCUCCGAGCUUUGGGUCUUCCAGUGAUUGAAUGGCCAGGGAUCUAUACUAGCACCAGCAACGAGGGCAAAUUUCUCUCAAUGAUGGGCUUGAAAACUUUCCCAUCUGGCUCUGAACUACUUCGUCUUAUGAUUUCAAGCGACCAGGAAAAGGAUACUGGACGAAAGAACAAGGCAUUAUCGUACUUCCUCAACGAGUAUCAUACCAACGGCUAUGAUGCAUUCGACAUACGCGCAGUCACUGUCCCCUUCCUGCCAGUUGAAGGGUCGGAAAGUCUAAGCACGUCCAAGAAAUGCUUUACAGACGAGGGGGCAUCUCUGUUCGGAUUUCAUAUUCUCGAGAAACGUCUUCACCCACAUGCCCUUAAGUUAGGGGUUAAACCCCACCCGCCUAUGACAGAAUGUCUUCAAAUACUCAUUCGCAAGCCUCCCACCAGCCAGAAGGAGGCCAGGAUCAUUUUCAGAUACCUGGCAGGCAGAGUCUCUGAUCUCAAUUCGCAGGACAUCGAGCGUGUCGGCAGUGCCCCUAUCAUUCCUAUCGCUGUCAAGGAUCACUCGGAGAAGAGCUCUGGGACCCGACUUGUUGCGCCGAGACUUUGCUAUCUCGGCGAAGGCGAAGAUUACAAAGACAUCUUUGACUUUGUUGACUUUGGGCAAGAAGCCAACCUUUUCCUCAUGGCUGUCGGCUCGAGGCGGGAGCCUACCAAGACCGAGAUUGCACGAAUGCUUGUGAAAGAACCCGCUCGCGUCUCGUCUGCAUUCCAGAGCUCAGAAAAGUAUUUGAUGCUUCUGAGAACUCUUGCGGAACAUCUUCCUAUCCUUAAGAAGGACAAGGAACUUUUUAGCGAGAUGAAGAGGGCGAAAUUUCUUCUAGCAAGCCGUGAUAUUCCUCCUCAGCAAAGUGGCAAAGGAGCAUCUGCUGAGAAGGCUCUUCCGGACCUUGAUGAAGAUUUGGACAUCAGGGAAUGGAGCCUUUCAUCAGCGAGAGAUGUCGUUGUCGUGGACGAUUUCCAAAGCUUCAAUCUUUUCAAAGAACACAUCCAGGCCGCACCGCAAGAGGAAACGCUGGAAAAUUUCUACGUCGCCCUUGGUGCCAUUCCUUUGAGUACACUUGUUGAAGAACAAGCGCGAUUCGGUGGCGUGGCAGUGGACCAAAGUUUAGGAGCCAAGUUACACAAGAUCAUUCUGGAGCGCGCUCGGCUCUUCUUACACGACCAGCCCGCAGACGCCAUCCAGCAUGGAUCCCGAUGGCUUGAGAACAGCUUUUCGGUGCAAGUCGUCAACUCGAUCUCUCUCACACGAUCACUCAAGGGUCGACGUGUGUCGCAUACACAAAAGCGAAACGCUAUUGUUGCACGUCUAUCAAGCAAUUGGGGAUUAUGCAUAUACCCUGGCAAAUAUGACCUGUAUGAGAUCAGUCAAUCGCUCGUCCAUUUGAUCCUUAAGCGUCCAAAGCUCCAUUCAACUUUGACACUUGAGAUGCUACUGAAAACAGACCUCUUGGAGCUCCGUGCUCGAGGCUACAAUGUGGAACGUAUCCUUCGACAGAAGGCCCAAGAGGCACGAAUGGCAGAGGACAAGCGACAAAAGCAAUUAGAGGAAGAGAGACGUGUUCUUCAAGAGAGAGAAGCUGAAUGGGCAGCCGCGCAGGCUCAGCGAGGCAAAGAAGAACGUCCUCCGAAAGAAGAACGACUGGAGGACUCUCGGCCAAAAUCUCAAUCUCAAAAUGCAAUGCCUGGCGUCUUUCCUGAAUCGCCCAACAGCAAGCAACCAGCGGCGGAGACACAGGUUGCUCCAACUGAACCUCCCAUGCCAGAUCGUGCCCCUCGCGGUCUUUUUGCAAACUUGCAGAAGCGUUUUGGGUUGGACGGGAAUCGUUCGGGCUCAAGUGCAGAGCCCGACGGGCAGUCUCAAUCAUUGCUUCCUGAAUCCUCAACUCCCCCUCCACCACCCUACUCCCCCAACCCCACGGAUUCCCAGCAGCCGCGUCCAGAACAGCCUGUCAACGUUAGCUCCCCGCAUCAACUGAACCGACAACUUCUUUCUGCCGUGCAGGCAUGCCGACCUCAUGGAUCAUCCGAUGUCUUCAGUCGGCCAGAGACAAAUCAGAUCUCGGAAAGCAAAUCUUAUUGCGAUGAACGACCGAGUCAUGACUUGGAGUUUGUUGCCAGUCUCCCCAGCGGUGUCAAUGUUUUGUUCGUCAGAACCAUUACUGAUCGGUCUGGUUUCUUGGCGGCUAACCGUGCUGGAAUCAACAUCUUUGCAUCAAUCAUUCUCGACUGUGGUUCGAUCUUUGCUAUGCGUGCCGACAGCCUAAGCAUCUUUUACGACCCGGGCGGCAAAACGAUCGCAUUCAACCGAGCCGGUAGUAUUUUCUGCAAUUACUUCUAUUUCCAACAAUUGCACGAGCAGCCACUACUCCGAGGUCCCAAUCCAGAUCGGACGGAUGCAAUUGUUUACUGGUGGGUGAUCCUAUGCCAUGAGUUGGCCCACAACCUUGUGGGCGAUCACAGCUCAGCGCACAGUUACUACACGGAGAGCUUUGUGGCUCAAUAUUUCCCCAAAGUGGCCAGCAAGCUCGCCAGUCUCCAUACCGGCGCUGCUGUGUCCAACCCUUGA